ACACAAAACCGUGGUCACAGUCAUUCAUGGCUACGCAUUACACGGUUUCCCUCCAUGCCGCGUACGUAGUGUGUUGCGAGGAGGAAUCUAAAUACAGCACUACAGAAGCUUUAUUAGGAUGGUGCAUCAUCUUGGAGGGCGAUGAGUUUGAGUCUCUUUUAGCAAGUUGGUGACCCAGCCUCCUUUUCCUCAAAAGUAAUCCAUCGAAAGUUGAGACCAGUUGCCUGUGUGCCUGCAUCACUUGGACUCGGGCUCAGUGAGACGCUUGAAGUUGAGGUAUCUUGAUUCGGAAUUCAGAUUAGGGUUUUUGGUGUGACGAGGAGAUCGAGCUGGUUUGAAGUCUGCCGCAGAAUGGCGUCAAAGAUGAAUAGAAUGCUGUCCAGCAGCAGCAGGAUGGGAUCGCAGGUGUAUCCGCAAGAGCCGACACCGAUGCAUUUCACUCAGUUGUUCUAUCCCAAAGCUACUGCAAUGCCUCCUCCUGCUACACAUACUAAUCGUUGUCGUCGCAGGGGUUGCGGUGGUUUGGGGUGUUGCUGUGCCUCUAUCUGCGCCACAUUGUGCUCUUUACUGUUUACUCUUGUUUUCAUCUUAGGUUUGGCGGCUUUAAUCGCCUGGCUGGUUCUGCGGCCCAUUUACGCACCGAAAUACUCUUUUGGUGAUUUGCAAAUCAAGACGUUCAAUCUUACGCCGCAGAACACCUUGAAUGCGAAUAUAGUGUACAACAUUAUGGCCAGCAAUCGGAAUGGAAAGAUCGACUUUAAGCACAAUGCGAUCGCCGUGCACACUUCCUAUGGAGGGCAAGUCUUCGGGCAGGCGUCAAUCCCAGCGUUUUCUCAAGGUCACCGGAAUGUUACCACAUUGACGUCGGAGUUGGUUGUCAACAACUUCGAGUUCGUCCCUGCAAGCCUUGGUACCGCAUUAGCUACAGAUGUGAACCGCGGCAGUGUGGCUCUGCAUGCCAGAGGGAGCGCGAAGGUGCGAGUUAAAGUUGGAGCUAUUACGUCAUUUGCUGUUAGGGUUCGUGUGGACUGCGAUUUCACCGUGAAGCCUCCUACAGCAACCUCUCCAGGCAGUGUGCUCAACAAAACAUGUGUGGUCAGCAAAUGAGGACGAUCCUUAUAGCUAGUUGUAAUUGUUUGUAGGAUUGAUCAUAUUGACGGAGUUUCGUCCCACUUGAGAGAAGUCAGUGCCGUCUGAUCGGAGGGUAAGCUCUCCGGGGAUCAAUUUUGUCAGCGUCUGAUUAGGUAAUCUUGUAGGUGUACAUCAUUCUUUCAGUUGGAACAAAGGUUCCGACGGCCUUGUAAAGGAUUUUUGCCAAUACAGCUCUUGAGGCUGUGACCAUGUGUCCGGAUGUUGCAAGAGAUGUUUUGACUGAGAA
Physcomitrium patens is the source of this 1378-nucleotide messenger RNA. Its product is annotated as NDR1/HIN1-like protein 3. Gene Ontology annotation, cellular component: plasma membrane. Gene Ontology annotation, biological process: defense response to other organism. NCBI's taxonomy places the organism in Eukaryota, Viridiplantae, Streptophyta, Bryopsida, Funariales, Funariaceae. The record is from RefSeq and is a predicted model, not a curated record.